Molecule: messenger RNA, 696 nt
Organism: Sabethes cyaneus
Lineage: Eukaryota; Metazoa; Arthropoda; Insecta; Diptera; Culicidae
Gene: Vhl
Product: protein Vhl
Exons: 2
Coding region: 164-631 (155 amino acids)
Source: RefSeq, a predicted model, not a curated record
AAACAAAUCAUAAUGUAGGCCGUGUAUUGUGUUUCCAGAAAGAAAUCAGCAUAAAUUGUAAAGAUUGAUUGUUCAGCAUGAAAAAAUGUUAACAAUCGAAUAGAAUUACCUGGAAAACAAUGGCCCACUAAACGACGAUCAUCAAACAACGACGAUCACAACAAUGGAAGGCGAUCCGAAGAUCAAAUCCGAGCACGCCGAGAUACGCUCCUUCGUUCUGUUCAAAAACCUCACCCAGCGAACCGUGCAAAUCUACUGGGUAAACUAUAACUCAAAGUUUGUUCACUACUCCGCACUGGAGCCUACGGCUCAAGUGGCGGUCAACACGUACGUAACUCAUCCGUGGGUGUUUAUCGACAAGUCUACCGGCGAACGGAUGCUAGUGAAGCACCAGCCAGUCUUCUACCCGGAACCGUGGUACACCAACAUCGAUGCCAACGGUAAGCUGGCCCGCUGUGAGGUUCAGAUACACUAUCCGCUGCGCUGUUUGCGCGAUAACUGCGCGUGGAACAUAUUUGCCGCUCUGCGGGACAAGCGCAGCUUCAUCGAUCUGGAACUACCGAAAACGCUGAUCGAGGAUCUGCGCGAAUGUUAUAAUCUCUUUUUAAUGGCUAACAAGUUGGCUAAGUGAAUGUGGUGAUAUUAUUUUUUCUCCCUCUUCUAUAUACACAAUUCUUUUUAAAGAUGCAAUAAAUC